Molecule: messenger RNA, 1473 nt
Organism: Histoplasma mississippiense
Lineage: Eukaryota; Fungi; Ascomycota; Eurotiomycetes; Onygenales; Ajellomycetaceae
Exons: 2
Coding region: 1-1473 (490 amino acids)
Biological process (GO): proteolysis
Cellular component (GO): fungal-type vacuole
Molecular function (GO): serine-type carboxypeptidase activity
Source: RefSeq, a predicted model, not a curated record
AUGAUUUCCAAAUUCAACAACUCUUCACCCAUGCCUGUUCAGACGGGUUUCAGUUACGACAAGCUUGUGAAUGUAACUGUUGAACUUGUUUCGGGAAACAUCAUGGUCAAAGAUUUUUCAAAUGGUGUGCCAGUUCAAAACAAUACAUUCUGGGUUGGGUCAUAUCCCAGCCAAAUUCCUCAGAACACCGCCAACAACACUUUGAAUGCUGCUCGCGCUUUCUGGCACUUUUCCCAAGCUUGGUUUCAAGGCUUUCCCCAAUAUAAACCGACAAAUAGCAAGAUCAGUAUUUGGGCAGAGUCGUAUGGGGGGAAGUACGGUCCAAGCUUUGCUCGAUUUUUACUGGAACAAAACCGGAAGAUCGAAGAAGGUACCAUCGGCCACGAGGAUGGCAAUAUGAUCAUUCAUAUCGACACGCUUGGCAUAAUCAGUGGCUGUAUCGACAUUUUUUCGCAGAUUUUGACGUAUCCCGAAUUCACGCGCAACAACACAUAUGGCAUCGAAGCUGUCAAUAAUUCUACUUACGAGGCUAUGAUAGAAACUUACCACAAAUCAGGUGGAUGUGCGGAGCAAUUACAACACUGCCGCAGGUUAACAUAUGAGGGAGAUCUAACUCAUGAUGGCAGCAACGCCACGGUGAACGAAGCUUGCCGCAAUGCAUCCCAAGCUUGCGUUGGAGUUGAGGAACCGUAUUCAAGCACAAGUGGCAGGGGCUACUAUGAUAUCGCGCAUCCUCGGGCUGAUCCCUUCCCGCCUCCUUUUUUCCAAGGCUAUCUCAACAGGCCACAUGUGCAAGCUGAUCUUGGUGUGCCUCUCAACUUUACAAGUGGCUCUCUGGCCGUCUACCGCGCGUUCAAUAUAACUGGAGAUUAUGUCAGCCCUGGCGCUCACGGAUAUACAAACGACAUCGGGUAUCUGUUAGAAUCAGGGGUGAAGGUGGCAAUGAUUUAUGGAGACAGAGACUACUCUUGCAACUGGGUGGGAGGGGAGAACACUAGUCUUUCCAUUAAAUACAGCAAUUCUUCUCGGUUUCGGGCAGCUGGUUAUAGUGAUAUUAGAACGAACUCUUCUUACGUCGGUGGGCAAGUCCGUCAAUACGGAGGCUUUUCCUUCAGCAGGGUAUACCAAGCCGGACACAUGGUUCCCGCAUACCAGCCUGAGACAGCCUUUGAAAUUUUCCGACGCGUCAUGUUCGACAUGGAUAUUGCAACUGGAAAGGUGAACACUAUGAUCGAUAAAGCUUAUUCUUCCAAAGGUCAACGCACAACUUUCCAGAUAAAAAAUGAGCCGCCCCCAAUGCCCAAACCCACAUGUUAUAUCCUUGUCCCUGGCACUUGUACAGACGAUCAGGUGGCUGUCGUCGUAAACGGGUCUGGUCUUAUCCUGGAUUACAUUCUCAUUGACGAAAAUACGAAAGAUCUAUUUCCCGAAAUCAAAUUCCCCACUCCAACAUCUGCUGGAAGCACCCCGUAA